AUGGAGGAGCAGGAGGGUCAGAGGCGAGGCGGCGAUGGCGCGCGCGAUGCCGCCCUUCUACGUCUGUUUCCUACAGUCGGUCCCCUCUUGUCUACCGCCAGUUUGAAAAUUAAACAGCCCCAGCGCUUCCCAUUGGGCCCGCUUAGCGAUCACGUGAUUUUGCUUCUACCACUCAGACCGUUUCGCGCGCCUUUUCGAAUUGGAGUUUUCAUCGAUAGUCCCUGUAUCCUUCCUCCUCACUCGCCCAGGAGGGAGGGAAAUAAAAUAGUCCUGGAAAGAUGUCUGUUCCGGCGGCCGGACUCGCUGCAGCUCCAGAAGGGUGAUUUCUGUCAGCAGGUAAGACUUCCAGUUUCAAAGAUGCCGCUCUUUGGGAAAAUUGUUGUUAUUAAAAGGAAUGGGACUGAUGGAAUCCAUUUUCCACUCACUGCAAGUUCUUGUUUAUUUGGAAGGAAAACGGAGUGUGAUAUCCGCAUACAGCUGCCUCAAGUCUCAAAAGAACAUUGUAAAAUUGAAGUCAAUGAGAACAAGGAGGCAAUCUUGAUUAAUUUAAGUACUGUAAAUCCAACGCAAUUGAAUGGUAACAGUUUUCAGCAACCUGCACAUCUGAAGCAUGGAGAUGUGUUCACUAUUGUUGAUCGUUCUUUCAGGUUUGAAUAUCCUCCUCAAUCAACUCCAAGAAAGAGACUUUCUAGAACUCCAAAAAAUGAAACCCUACAGGUUCUUCAUGUUCAGCAGGUGGCAGAAGUGGAAUUACAGAGCCCAACAUCUAAAAGUCCUCAUACGUCUGAUAAAAACAUAGAAUGUGAAGGCCAAAAUUUUGGUGAAAAUGACAAGCAAAGCACUGAGGAAGAUAUUUCCAGAGUUGUACCAGCCAAACAACAUGCAACACCUAAAUCAACAUACAGAACAGCUAAAUCUAACAGAAGAGAAAAUGAGAUGUCUCCUUUUAGCAAACUUUAUGAAUUGUUGAAAAAUGAGAUUGAUGUGAAAACACAGAAAGAUGGCAACGAAGAGAUACCUAUGCCACGACAAGCAGAGACUAAUGCCCAGCAAAUUUCAUUAUUGGUAUUUCCAUCUGGUCAAGAGACCCAAACUAAGGAAAAAGAGACAAUAAUUGGUGAAGAUAUUGAACAGUCUAAAGUUAAAGAACAAGAAAUAAACAAUGUGGAACUUAAUCAGAUUUCUACUGAAGGAAAUAGUUCUAAGAAGACCAAUGAAAUAAGUUCUGCAAAUUCAGGUGAACCACGGACUGGACAAGAUUCAUCAUUAGGAGUUAAAGCAACAGAAAUUUCAAAUGAAAUUCAAAAGAAAGAUGUAGUAUGCAGUAGUGUUGGUGGGAAUGAAUCAUGCAUUUUGGGAAAAAGUAAUAAAUAUUCAAAGCAAAAGAGAAACAGUAAACAGCUUACACCAAGAAAAUCCUUAAAUGCAGAAGAAGUGCUAAAAGAAAUUCAUUAUGAGACUUCCUCAGUUAGCGUAACUAAGGAGAGAGAUUCUGAAACUGUUGCAUUUUCUCCUGGGUAUAGUAAUUCCAAAAGCCCCAAAGGGAGUGUUAGACAAAGUAAAAAAAAUUCAAAUAAAAGUCCAUUAUCAGAGUUAUUAACUCCAAAAAGGUUAACACCGAAAGAUGAAUCUUCUGCUAGCCGUAAACAUCACUCUGGAGCGCGAAGGGGAAGACGAAUGAGCUCUGGAAAGAUGGCUGAAGAAACAUUGGAGAGAGAUCCAUCUCAAGAACAUUACAAGAAUGUAGAUAUUAAAGGUAGUGAUGUUAAAGAAAAGCUGACCACAGAGAACUACCAACAGAAAUUAGAGGUGGAAGAUGCUAAUAUUGUACUGGGACCUCACAGGUUGUCAUCAAAAAGAAGGUGCUCUGAAAGUGUUGUACUUCUGAGAGAUGAUGAAGUUGCAUCAGAAAUAAAUAUUUCUAGCCUACCUACUGAAGACAAAAAGUCAGGUGAGACAAAGAGGUUACCUCAAAAGCGGAAAAGUGGAGAGCUUGAGUUGUUACAUCAGCCUUUUGGGAAAAGAAAGAGAGUGUCCUUUGGUGGUCAUCUCAGUCCUGAACUUUUUGAUAAAAGUCUACCACCCAACUCACCACUUAGAAGAGGUGCAAUUCCAGCAAGGUUAAGCUUACCAUUUGGAAAUUCACCUCGUGCGGUUCUGAAGAAGGGACAGGGAUUCAAACGUCUUGUAAUCAAGGAUCUUUCCGAGCAUUUGCAGAGACAAAAAUCAUCACAAAAAAACUUGCCUGCCAGGAGGUCCCCGGCUGCCUCGCCGCCUGCCAGGAGGUCCCCGGCUGCCUCGCCGCCUGCCAGGAGGUCCCCGGCUGCCUCGCCGCCUGCCCUUGAAAAAAUGUCACCUAAGCUCACUGCAAACUCCCCAUCAAAUACACCAUUCACAAAAGGACGUUUCUCUAUUUCUCACAUUAGCACACCAUCUCCUACUUCGAAGGAGCAGGGUACUGCUGCAACAGAAGUUAAGGAAAGUGAUGGAGAUUUUACUGGAGUCAAGACACCUGAAUCUUUUCAUAUUAACCAGGAACAUCAGAUUUCUGUGCCAACUACACCUAAACAAUUAAUAAGGCGUAGUAUAAGAUUUUCUGUGAAGAGAACUCCACAGAAGAGGAGGAGUGAUGCUGUGGAAACAAUUCAUUCUAAAAGAAGAAGUGGUGCUUCUAAAGCCAAUUUGCUAGUUGCAAAAUCUUGGGCAGAAGUGGUGAAGUUGGGUGUUGCAAGACCACAAGUAAAGGCUGUUAAAAAAUGUGUUCUCAAAGGAAAAUCAGCCAAGAAGUUAACAAAAUCACCAAAGACUCCAGCAAGAAAAGUAAAGGGUCAUUUUAGUACAGGUCAUGCAGAUUCUCCAGCUACAAUAGUGAUAGGAAGAGCUCAUACCACCAGAGUGAAGCUGGUUGGACAGGCCCCUAGAGUGGUCAAGAAUUGUGCUUUGAAACAAAACAUGGAUAUAAAUGAAAGCUUCACAGGAAUGACUGAGAUGUUUAGAACUCCAGUAAAUGAAAAUCAAAAAAGUCCAUCUUUAUCUGCUGCUCACAAGACUGAUCUUACACCAUCAUGUGCUGAAGUAGAAGGCUCUGAGGUACACACUCCAGAGGAGUCUGGAGAGAUGGUAAUAUCACCAUUAAGUAUCUCAGGCAUGUCACAACAGAGAAAAGAUAGUCAUGAUGUUGUAUCUCGCUUCCUGAGAGUGGAGAAGUCUCCAAAUUCUGCUUUUGUGGCUGUUAAGUUAAAGCAGACUCCUAAAAAAGAGAGAACUGUACUGGAAGAGAAGGUGGAAAUGAGUAAUCCAUUAGUAAUGCCAGAAAAGCAUAUAACUGAGAUGAAAGUGGGAGCUAAAAGGCUUGUGAAGACUCCAAAGCAAAAGAUGGAACCCGUCGAGGCUCUGUCGGGCGUCAAAAGGCUCUUGAGGACUCCAAAGCAAAAGAUGGAACCCGUCGAGGCUCUGUCGGGUGUCAAAAGGCUCUUGAGGACUCCAAAACAAAAGACUGAACCCAUCGAGGCGCUCUCGGGCGUCAAAAGACUCUUGAGGACUCCAAAGCAAAAGACCGAACCCAUCGAGGCUCUCUCAGGCAUCAAAAGGCUCUUGAGGACCCCAAAGCAAAAGACCAAACCUGUCGAGGUUCUUUCGGGCAUCAAAAGGCUCUUGAGGACUCCAGAGCAGAAGACGGAACCUCUUACAGAUGAAAUUGCCUUAAAAAGAUUACUAAAGACUCCAGCACAAAAAAAGCAAGUAGUAAAUGAUCUGGUGGGAGUCUCUUUUAUGAAGACAACACGAAAGCAGAAAUGUCAGUCAGUAGAAGACAUGAUAGGGAUCAGCCAUAUGAAAACGUCUAAGCAGAGAAUCCAAUCAGAAGAUACGGUAGGAAUUAAAAGGCUAUUGAAGACAUCACAUGAAAGAGUUGAACCAGUAGAAGACAUGUUUGGUAUCAGCAGACUACUGAGGACACCAAGGGAAAAAUAUCUACCAGUUGAUGACUUCGUGGGAUUGCAAAAACUUAUGGCUGAGCCUAAACAAAAAUAUUCAAAUUCUGAACUGGAUUAUGCUGGUGUUAAAGAAAUUUUUGAUACACCAAAGGAAAUUAAGGUCAAAAUUACAGAUCUCAUGCAAGAAAAUAAUUCUCCUCAUAUUGAUCCUAAAAGUGAACAUGAAUCCAGAGGAAAUUAUGAAAGAGAACUGAAGGAAGAGAAAAAAAUGGAAGAUUCACUUGAAAAAACAUCACUCCCAUUUGUGAGAUCAAGGAAUGGAAACAUUAAAAAUGAACAAGAAUUGCAAGAAAGCCUUGAACAUGCAUGUAUUUCACCUAAGGAGUCAGAAAUUGUGAAAAAUAUAGAAAAUAUUGAAAAAGAAAAAAUGAGUAAUGGCUCUCAGACACAGAGCCAUAAUCUCUCAAAUUCAGUAAUCUCUCUUUUACUUACCAAAAUGGAUCCAGUUCAAGAACCAGCUAUGCAACUGCAAAGAGAAUUAAACCAAUAUUUGAAAGAUAGUGAUGAUAAAGAAUUGCUUUUUGAAAAUCCUGUUGCCCCACAAUUAAAUCUUAUCCGGGAAUCUAUCGAUUUGUCCAGUAAAGACAAAAAAUCUACAAGGGCAAAACAGCAGAAAAUAGAAAUAAAAGAGAACCCCUCUUCACUAAGAGAAUGUGAAGAAAAUCUAAAGGAGAAUGUAAAUUUACUAGAAUUACCAGUUCUGAUGAAAGAGAGGAUUGAAGACCAGAAGGAAGAGGCUGUUGCUUUCACUUCCGUAGUUAAAAAUCUAGGAAGAAAAGAGAGAACUAAUCAGUGUAUGCAAGAAGGAAUUGUUUCAAAAAUUCAUGUUCACAAACAACUUGACAAAAAUAAGGAAGCUGUUUCCUCAGUAGAAAUAAAUGGAACUUUUCAUAGCUCCAGAAGAGGUAAAAGGAGUCUUGAGUCUCAUGAUAAAGAUUCUUUAAUGCUACAAAGAGAAACUACAAGUAUGAAACAGAAUUUGCAGACUGAGCAUCAAUCUGUCACAAACCAUAUUUUAAUAAUGGAAAAUGAUCAAAGUCUGAAGACAGCAAAUGUAUCUAGUAGCAGUAAAAAUGUAAGAGGGCACCCUCUGCAAACAGGGCUUAUAGCACCUGAAGAUAAGUCUGAUCAAGGUAGUGUAAAAAAUAAUGAAAAGGUGGCUCUGUCAGUUAGGAAGAGGUCUAGAGGGGAGAAAAAAUUAGAAAUGCUAGAAUCAUUAGUUCCAGCUAAAAGAACCAGAAGAGGGAAAACUGAAGAUAACAAACAGGGAUUUACAGAGGAACAUGAUGCAAAAGAAAACCCCCGAAGACAGACAACAAGGAACCCUUGUAGAGCAGAAACAGCAAAGUGUAUACAAACAGAUGAACAGGAUUUUGCCCACAGUAUCAUUGAGGCUGCUGCAGUAGAAGAAUCUGAAAUCAAUAAACCAACCCUUGAAAUUAUGGUAACAGAGAUGAAAGGAAGAAAAUCUUUGAGAGUAAAAUCUAGAAAGCAAUUAGAGGAAACAAAGAAAGUAAGUACAGAGAUGGGACCUGAAAGUGUAAGAUCUGUCCAGGAAACCAAGAGAACAUCAAAAGAAACUGUAGUUAAAACACAUAAAUCUAUAAAAAAUGAGACAAAAGCGGUUCAGGAAACUAAGGAAGCAGAAACAGGUCAAAGCUUAAAGUUAAAGAAGUCACAUUUUGAAAACACAAAUGAAGCACCACUUGAUGUUUAUAGCUUGCAAGCAAACAGGAAUUCAAUAAAAAAAACUAAUCAAAGACAUGGAAAUAAGAGAGGUCAAAAAGGUAUAUUGGACAUUAAGGAAGGUGAAUUUGCCAAAAAUGAAAAAAUGAUACCACAAAAUAUAUCAGAAACUGAACCAGAGACAAUUUCUACAAAAGACUCUCUAGGAUCUCUACAGACAGUGCAAAAUUCCAAAACCAAGGAAGCCCAAAACAAUCCAACUGCUGCAAUGGUAUAUGGUCCUAAAGAUGAUGAGAGAACUGUUUUUAGACAUGGAAAGAGGAUAAGGAAAGGUGAUGGCAAACAGGAAGCAUCUGAAACCAAACAAAUUGAGAUUUUAGAAAAUAAUCCUACAGAAGCAAAUGAAAAUACACCAAGAAGAGACAGAGGGAAAAAAGUUCAUUUUGAACUUGAGGAAGCCAGUUCUGCUUCUCUCAGAGGAAAACACGUUUUACCUGAAGGUAAUGAUAAAGACCAAAAUGAGACUUCAGAAAACAUUCCUUCCCAAGCAAAUGAAAAUCUCUCAAGAAGGGGCAGAAGGAAAGAGGUUGAUCUCAUACCACAUGCAGUUAGUUCCACUUCUCUUAGAGAAAAAUACAGCUUGCCAGAAAGUGAUGCCAAAAAAGAGGCUCCUAAAAAAGACCAAGAUGCAGCUUUGGAAUCUACUGCUUCCCCUACAAAAGAGAAUACAUCCAGAAGGGGCAGAAGGAAACAGGUUGAUCAUAAAGUGCUGGCAGCUAAUUCCACUUCUUUUGGAGGAAAAUGCAGCUUGCCAGGAGAUAGCAGUAAAGAAGAGAUGUCAGAAGAUCAAAAUGUGCCUAUUGUUUCUCCUACAAAAGAGAAGCUAUCAAGAAGGGGCAGAAGGAACCAAGUUUCUCUCACGUCUCAGGCAGCUAGUUGCACUUCUCUCAGAGGAAAAAGUAGCUUGACAGAAAACGAUGAUAAAGAUGCGAUUCCUAAAGAAGACCAAAACGUGCCUUUAGGAAGUACUACCUCCCAGGCAAAAGCUAAUCCACCAAGAAAAGGCAGAAGGAAACAGGUUGAUCUCACAACACAGGCAGCUAGAUCCACUUCUCUCCGAGGAAAAAGCAGCUUGCCAGAAAAUGAUGGUAAAGAGAAGGUUCCUAAAGAAGACCCAAAUGUGCCUUUGGGAAAUACUACCGAGGCAAAAGCUAAUCCACCAAGAAAGGGCAGAAGGAAACAGGUUGAUCUCACAACACAGGCAGCUAGUUCCACUUCUCUCAGAGGAAAAAGCAGCUUGCCAGAAAAUGAUAAUAAAGAGAAGACUCCUAAAGAAGACCAAAAUGUGCCUUUGGAAAAUAUUACCUCCCAGGUAUCAAAAAGGGGCAGAAGGAAACAGGUUGAUCUCACGACACAGGCAGCUAGUUCCACUUCUCUCCGAGGAAAAAGCAGCUUGCCAGAAAAUGAUGGUAAAGAGAAGGUUCCUAAAGAAGACCCAAAUGUGCCUUUGGGAAAUACUACCGAGGCAAAAGCUAAUCCACCAAGAAAGGGCAGAAGGAAACAGGUUGAUCUCACGACACAGGCAACUAGAUCCACUUCUCUCCGAGGAAAAAGCAGCUUGCCAGAAAAUGAUAAUAAAGAGAAGACUCCUAAAGAAGACCAAAAUGUGCCUUUGGAAAAUAUUACCUCCCAGGCAUCAAAAAGGGGCAGAAGGAAACAGGUUGAUCUCACGACACAGGCAGCUAGUUCCACUUCUCUCCGAGGAAAAAGCAGCUUGCCAGAAAAUGAUGGUAAAGAGAAGGUUCCUAAAGAAGACCCAAAUGUGCCUUUGGGAAAUACUACCGAGGCAAAAGCUAAUCCACCAAGAAAGGGCAGAAGGAAACAGGUUGAUCUCAUGACACAGGCAGCUAGUUCCACUUCUCUCAGAGGAAAAAACAGUUUGCCAGAAAAUGAUGAUAAAGAGAAGGUUCCUAAAGAAGACCCAAAUGUGCCUUUGGGAAAUACUACCGAGGCAAAAGCUAAUCCACCAAGAAAGGGCAGAAGGAAACAGGUUGAUCUCAUGACACAGGCAGCUAGUUCCACUUCUCUCCGAGGAAAAAGCAGCUUGCCAGAAAAUGAUGAUAAAGAGAAGGUUCCUAAAGAAGACCAAAAUGUGCCUUUGGGAAAUAUUACUUCUCAGGCAUCAAAAAGGGGCAGAAGGAAACAGGUUGAUCUCACAUCUCAAGCAGCUAGUUCCACUUCUCUCAGGGGAAAACGUCACUUGCCAGAGGAUGAAAAGGCAGCCAAAAAAUUAAAAUCAGAGUGUGGUGAAAGUAUAACUCUGCAGAAAGAAACAAGAAAAAAAACUAAAGGAGAACUUGGCAAAGGUGGUAUUAGCAUGAUUCAGAGUGCUGGAGGAACAGAAAGGAAAACAAGAGCAAGUGCAAGAACAAGAAAAUAA
This is a messenger RNA of Emys orbicularis (European pond turtle), 8121 nucleotides long. It is a transcript of the gene MKI67, whose product is annotated as marker of proliferation Ki-67. NCBI's taxonomy places the organism in Eukaryota, Metazoa, Chordata, Testudines, Emydidae. Gene Ontology annotation, cellular component: nucleus; chromosome. Gene Ontology annotation, biological process: regulation of chromosome segregation; regulation of mitotic nuclear division. The record is from RefSeq and is a predicted model, not a curated record. Gene Ontology annotation, molecular function: protein binding. The coding region runs from base 1 to 8121 and encodes 2706 amino acids. The transcript has 18 exons.